UAAAGUUCAACUUUUUGCAGUAGCCAAAAAGAUCUUUUCAAAGAGACUGCGUGAAUAGAUUCCGUUGUAGAACAGCUAAAAAUGAAAUCCUGCAAAAUAUUUCUCUUUUUUCUUCUUUUGAAAUUUAAGGACAUCUCAACAAAUGCUAAAGGGGUGGAUGAAUGCGACGCUUUCCCCAGCAUUCAACAUGGACCGCUGAACAACCAUACCGAACAAUCUGCCAUAGUGAAAUGUGAUCCAGGGUUCAAACCAUCACACACAGUGAUCAGAUGUGUCAACGGUACAUGGCAGACACCCACCUGUGAAUUAGCUUUCUGUUCAAAGCCUCUUCAGAAAGUAAACAAUGCUACACUGAUUGAUCAAAUUCAAGGUGAGAGGAAAUAUUCACACGGAGAGACAGCACAUUAUGAGUGUGAUGAGGAUUAUGAAUGUAAUGGACCGACCAUUGCUAAGUGUGAUGGACCAGCCUGGAUUUACCCAGAAUGCAAUAAAAAAGUUCAGUGUACCAAACCGACAAUGAACUUGCAGAUUGUGACCCUGUUAGAUGAGAAAAAAACAUUCAACAACUUUGAAGUUUUGAGAUACACAUGUAAUAAACCGUAUGAUAAAAUACCUAACGGAGCUUUGAUUUGUAAGGAUGGAAAAUGGAACAGCACAUUUGACUGCACAAGCAGCAUUUGUCCUCCACCACCUAUGAUUGAAAAUGGAGACUUUAACGUUGAACGUACGAAAGAUGAAGUUAUCAUAUCUGUAUCGUACUCUUGCCAGUCUAAUUUUGUGCCGAACAAACAACAGAGUUAUCACAGGUGUCUGAAUGGGGUAUGGGACACCCCUCCAAAAUGUCUGAAGCCUUGCAAAAUUACACCGGACAUUUACAAGGAGCACAAUUUAAAACUCAUCCAAAAUGACUACUUAAGGCACAGUGCUAGAUUUGUCCGACUUUCUUGUAACUCUGAAUGGAAUGUUGGAGGUUUUUCUAGAAAACUUUUUGCAAUAGCAUUUUGUACUGAUGGGGAAUUAAGAUUUGAAGUUACUUGUAAGGAACAAGAAUUGACUAAAUAAACCCAAGAGGAAACACUGAGAUCUUUGAUGUAUUCAGAGCAUGAAGAUGGAUACACACAAACACAUCUGUGACCUCCAUUGCUUCAGCCUACAAGCUUAUGAGACAGUGAAAUUAAGUAAUAUCAUCUUUCUGAAAUUCAUGCUUAUUUUUCAUCACUUCAAAAUAAAGCUUUAAAUUCAAACAAUUA
Messenger RNA from Misgurnus anguillicaudatus (oriental weatherfish), 1250 nucleotides. The record is from RefSeq and is a predicted model, not a curated record. Lineage: Eukaryota; Metazoa; Chordata; Actinopteri; Cypriniformes; Cobitidae.